AUUGAGAAGUCCUUUUUCCCCAUGCUCUCCUCUGGUGUUCGGGACCUUAAACACAUAUAGUGCAAAAGUAUAGUAGAAGGACAAAUGAUGCAAGCUAGCAUUUGGAACCUGGUGACCACCUCCGUCAGGCCAACAUGUGUAAAACGCAUUCUUCCUGGAAUGACAGCUGCACAGCAGCGCAGAUAUGCCAGUACGAUAGAUGCAGAUUUAGUGGUGAUUGGAGCUGGUCCUGGUGGAUAUGUAGCAGCGAUUAAAGCUGCACAAUUGGGCAUGAAGACUGUUUGCGUGGAGAAAGGUCAGACUCUAGGUGGCACAUGUCUCAAUGUUGGAUGCAUUCCAUCAAAGUCACUUUUGAACAAUUCACAUUAUUAUCACAUGGCUCAUAGUGGAGAUUUGGCAAAUCGUGGAGUUGUUGUGUCAAAUGUCCAACUGGAUCUCAACAAACUUAUGGAACAGAAAACAAAUGUAGUCAAGGCCUUGACAGGUGGAAUAGCUGGACUGUUUAAGAAAAACAAGGUUGAAUGGGUCAAAGGUCAUGGAAAAAUCACCGGCAAGAAUCAAGUGACAGCUUUGAAGCCAGAUGGAUCUGUUGAGUCGAUCAUCAACACAAAAAACAUUCUUGUAGCAACCGGCAGCGAAGUCACGCCAUUUUCUGGCAUUGAGAUCGAUGAGAAACAGAUCGUAUCUUCAACGGGCGCGUUGUCACUCAGUGAAGUCCCCAAGAGUCUCAUUGUUAUUGGGGCUGGAGUAAUCGGAUUAGAAUUAGGCUCAGUUUGGCAAAGAUUAGGUUCCGAUGUAACGGCUGUUGAAUUCCUACCUACGAUCGGUGGCAUGGGCAUAGACGGGGAAGUUAGUAAAACGAUGCAAAAGGUCCUCGCCAAACAGGGUCUUAAGUUUAAAUUAGGAACAAAAGUCACGGCUGCCAACAAAAGCGGCAAUGAGAUCGUGGUUUCUGUCGAAGACGCGAAGGAUCCUAGCAAGAAGGAAGAUCUGGCUUGCAACGUAUUGUUGGUGUGCGUUGGCAGGAGACCGUAUACACAAAACUUGGGUCUCGAAGAUCUGGGAAUCGAGAGAGACGAGAAGGGUAGAAUACCAGUCAACAAUCGAUUCCAGACGGUGGUUCCUAGCAUUUACGCUAUCGGAGAUUGCAUUCACGGACCGAUGCUGGCUCAUAAAGCUGAGGACGAGGGCAUAAUCACAGUAGAGGGUAUUGCCGGAGGUGCGGUCCACAUAGACUACAACUGCGUGCCGAGCGUGAUAUACACGCAUCCGGAAGUAGGCUGGGUUGGUAAGACUGAAGAAGAUCUGAAGAAGGAAGGUAUCGACUACAAAGCAGGCAAAUUUCCGUUCAUGGCAAAUUCUCGAGCGAAAACGAAUUUAGAGACGGACGGUUUCUGUAAAGUACUUGCCGAUAGCAAAACGGACAAGAUCUUAGGCGUGCACAUGAUUGGUCCGGCUGCAGGAGAGCUUAUCAAUGAGGCAGUUCUCGCGAUGGAGUAUGGCGCCAGCGCGGAAGACGUUGCACGCGUAUGUCACGCACACCCGACAUGCGCUGAAGCACUCAGAGAAGCUCAUUUAGCAGCCUAUUUCGGCAAACCCAUCAACUUCUAAGUUCUCGAAAGGUAAACAAAUCGCUUAUCGUUAUGUAAUAUUUGUUAGUUCAUCGCGCGUUCAGCGUUAGUUUAUAAAUGUGGCUAUCCGCUUCGGACCUUGCUGAGAUAAUGUUUGUGUGUGUAUAUAUACAUACAUAUAUACAUAUAUAUAUAUAUAUACUUAUAUUUACGUAUUGUGUGUACAGACACAGUUUAUAACAAACUCUUCGCUGAACGCGCGAUGGAGCAUCGUGGACUUCUCGUCUCGUAGCCUCGAUCUAGUCUACGUUUAUCAAUCGUCACACAUAAUGCAAACUAAACGGCGCAUAAUUUUGCGUUAACCGCGUUAUGAUAUUGUAAAUAAAAAUUUGAAAAGAUUUAUGCUGCAAAAGUAACGAUAAAUUUACUUCUCUACCCGGGGGAGUUUAUUGUAUUUAUUACAAAUAAACACAAAAAGAUGUGCAGCAUCAAAACGAUUCAAAUUGCUUUUUAUCCACACAGACCUUGAGAAAAAAAAACCUUCCUAACAUAAUUCUCUCGUAUUAACAAUAAAAAAUAGAAAACGAUAUUUUUUUUCAUUUUGUUGCACAAAAUAAUUUUUAUUAAAACUUGUACCUUUUAGUAGCAAGUAAAUAGUCGUUAUACAAUUCUGACAAUAAAUAUGUAUCAUACAAUUGUUUUUUUUUUUUCUUUCUUUUUAAUACUAAAUGAACACAAAUAAGAAGUGUACUUCAGCGUCGCGCGCAUUUGUACGGUAAAUGAGUUUACGCUGCCUAAACACAUUUUUUUUUUACUGUUGAACUUUACCGUUUACGUAAGUGUGGCAUAAGUCUUAUGACGUAACUCUAACAGUUCCUUUCGUAUCUGUGUCUCGAUUAUUGAACAACUUUUGCACACGAGAGUCCGCAAGUACGCCUUAACGCAAACUGUGGAUUUUUCGCACACGAAAGUUGUUCAAGAAUCGAGGCUCUGUCCCAGGUAAUCAAUUAUCGAUGGUCCCUUUCAUUUCUCUCGACAAUAUAAGCACAAAUUUCUUAGCAGUACCUCAGUUCAUUUCGAUUUGUUUACUGAUCAUACGACUUUUAAUUGUAACCACUACGUUAAACAGUUAUUUACUUUCAUCCGAUCUACCGAAUCUAACUCUAGAGAUCAACAAGCGCGUUAUAUAAUCUUACGGUAUUAUCCAACCAAUAUACGAUAUUAAAUCCUAUAAGUUUAAAUACGUGUGUACAUUCGCAAAAUUAAAUACACAUAUAUUUCUA
Pseudomyrmex gracilis is the source of this 2854-nucleotide messenger RNA. RefSeq names its product dihydrolipoyl dehydrogenase, mitochondrial. The transcript has 7 exons. The record is from RefSeq and is a predicted model, not a curated record. Gene Ontology annotation, cellular component: mitochondrion; oxoglutarate dehydrogenase complex. Gene Ontology annotation, molecular function: flavin adenine dinucleotide binding; dihydrolipoyl dehydrogenase (NADH) activity. Lineage: Eukaryota; Metazoa; Arthropoda; Insecta; Hymenoptera; Formicidae. The coding region runs from base 85 to 1611 and encodes 508 amino acids.